UACUGUUUACUUCUAUUUGAACUCUCCAUCACAAUCUCUCUCUCUCUUCUCUUUCUCUCUCACACACUAACACACCUCCACUCUCUCACACUUUGAUUCACAUUCGAACCCUACACUUCUUCACAGCUAAGAUUCCUCUGCAUUUUCAGCUCUUUCAGUUUACCUUUCUCUAUUUAUACAUAAAAUUUAGGUUUUUUCCGUGGAUUUGAUGUGAGAGUGAAGAGAGGGGGGAGAGAGAGAGAGAGGAGAGGAUAAAUAGAUCGGAGAUGGCGGAGGUGACCGGAGACGGAGGAGUGACGGCUGAGCUCAGUGCCGGCGAGAACUACGGCAAUGCGAGAGUUACGAGCGAAGUGAAUGUGACGCCGUUGACGGUGUCGGCGUCGUUUAAGGAAGGGAAAGGUUCGACGUCGAGGAGAAGAGCGUCGGUUAGGCCGAGUCUCGAUGCAGAUGAGUUCAUAAAUCUGCUUCACGGUUCGGAUCCGGUGAAGCUGGAGCUUAAUCGGCUUGAGAAUGAAGUCAGAGAUAAGGACAGAGAAUUGGGGGAAGCGCAAGCGGAGAUCAAGGCUUUGAGGUUCUCUGAGAGACUGAGAGAAAAAGCAGUUGAAGAGCUUACUGACGAAUUGGCACGGGUGGAGGAGAAGCUAAAGUUAACAGAAUCACUUCUAGAGAGCAGAAAUCUUGAAAUUAAGAAAAUCAAUGAUGAGAAGAAGGCCUCCAUGGCAGCUCAGUUUGCUGCUGAAGCAACCCUUCGGAGGGUGCACAAUGCUCAAAAGGAUGAUGAUAUGCCUCCCAUUGAAGCCAUUCUUGCACCCUUGGAAGCUGAGCUCAAGCUUGCUCGACAGGAGAUUGCGAAGCUGCAAGAUGAUAAUAAAGCAUUAGAUCGCCUAACCAAGUCAAAAGAAGCUGCUUUACUGGAGGCUGAGAGAACUGUGCAAGUGGCAUUGGCGAAGGCAUCUAUGGUGGAUGAUCUCCAGAAUAAAAACCAGGAGUUGAUGAAGCAGAUAGAAAUUUGCCAGGAGGAAAAUAAAAUUUUGGAUAAAUUACACCGUCAAAAAGUUGCCGAGGUUGAAAAACUAACCCAGACUGUGCGUGAACUUGAGGAAGCGGUUCUGGCUGGUGGGGCAGCUGCUAACGCUGUGCGGGAUUACCAGCGGAAAGUUCAAGAGAUGAAUGAGGAGAGGAAAACUCUGGACCGGGAGCUGGCCCGUGCAAAGGUAACAGCAAACAGGGUUGCAACAGUGGUUGCUAAUGAGUGGAAAGAUGCUAAUGACAAGGUUAUGCCUGUAAAGCAAUGGCUUGAAGAAAGAAGGUUCUUGCAGGGUGAGAUGCAGCAAUUGCGAGACAAACUUGCCAUUUCUGAGAGAACAGCGAAAUCUGAAGCUCAAUUGAAGGAAAAAUAUCAACUGCGGCUCAAAGUUCUAGAGGAAACUUUGCGAUCACCAAACUCAAGCGUUCGCAACACACCAGAUGGAAGAAGUUCAAGCAAUGGUCUUUCACGCCGUCAAUCACUUGGUGGAGCCGAAAAUAUAUCUAAGCUGACCUCCAAUGGUUUUUUGCCCAAGAGGUCACCAUCCUUUCAGAUGAGAUCUUCUGGUAGCAGUACAGUGUUGAAGCACGCAAAAGGGACAUCGAAGUCGUUUGAUGGAGGCUCACGGUCAUUAGAUAGGAGUAAAAUUCUUUUAAAUGGAACUGGUCCCAACUUCAAAAUGAGCCAAUCUUGUGAUGGGACCAAGGAUAGUGAGCCUCAAAAGAGUACCUGGAAAGAAAAUCAGGAUGAAAAACCUAGUGAUGUACAAGUAACAGAAACAGAUGAUACCGUGCUAGGUUUACUAUAUGAUUUGCUGCAGAAAGAGGUGGUUGCUUUGAGGAAAGCUGGUCAUGAAAAGGAUCAAAGCCUCAAAGAUAAAGAUGAUGCAAUUGAGAUGUUGGCAAAAAAAGUAGAAACUUUAACAAAGGCAAUGGAAGUUGAGGCUAAGAAGAUGAGAAGAGAAGUAGCUGCCAUGGAGAAAGAGGUGGCUGCCAUGCGUGUUGACAAAGAGCACGAAAAUAGAGCAAAAAGAUUUGCUAAUUCCAAGGGUCCAGUGAACAGUUCUCAGUUGAUACCUGGAAGACAUGCAGCCCGAAGUGGUUUAACUCGCAACACACAAUAACAAGAAGCCCAGCCAAGGACUAAGGAGCAGUUCUGGACAGAAUUUGUAUUGGUCCUCCUUUUUUGGUUUCCGUAUCUUUACACUUGUGGUUGUUUGUAAAAUUGUAACAAGCAUACCAAUGACCCUCUGCUGUUUCCUUUGGCAAGAGAGAUUAUAUGUAAUGGUGCAAAUACGGUGGAGGAACAAGUUGGUAUGUUCUGACCUAGACUAUGAUCCCUCUUGCUUAGAAUCCAUGAAGAAACCGAGGAGAUUGAAGUUGAGCUAACCUUUUGGCAGGAAUUAUUUGAGUGGCAGUGGUUGUGUGGUUGUAUAGGUAGAAUAUUGGCAUUUCCUUUGCCUUUACUCUUUUCAAGUUGUUUGCAGUCUAUAUUUGUAAUCUGCAGUUAGUGUGAUUGCUAUUGGUUCAGGUUUGUCAAUAUUCUUGUAAUCAGAUGAAGAUCAUAUUUCCCCUGCUGUAUUUUCGUAUCAUGAAUAGUUAAAUGCGUUCGUCCAUACUUCUAAUGGUUUAA
Coffea arabica (coffee) is the source of this 2659-nucleotide messenger RNA. RefSeq names its product microtubule-associated protein 70-2. NCBI's taxonomy places the organism in Eukaryota, Viridiplantae, Streptophyta, Magnoliopsida, Gentianales, Rubiaceae. Gene Ontology annotation, biological process: cytoskeleton organization. Gene Ontology annotation, molecular function: microtubule binding. The record is from RefSeq and is a predicted model, not a curated record.